GUUAUUGUUGUUGUAGUAUAUUGCACUUUUUUUGUUAAGCAAAGCUGCCGGUCAAUAAUAAAUUCACUUGUCGAACAAGCUUCUUUUUUUAACAUUUUUAAAUAAAAACUUUAAGUUUUUUUAAGAAAAUCUUUAUAAUUCUCAGCAAAGCAACAUGUCUAACAACAACAAUCAAUGGGAAGUGGUAACCAAAUCGAAAAAACAAAAGAAUUUGGAAAAGAAGGUAGUGGCCCAUAAAGAAAAGAAAAAAAUAGAAGCUCUACAACCUAAAUUGGAAGAGAUAUUCCCUUCACAUCAGUAUCGUAAGAUUAUUACAGGCCGUGGUGGUCAAGAUAAUCACUCACCGGCCAAAUCAAAUGCUAGUUCGAAGUCCAAAGGUUCUACACCCAAAAAAACCAACAAAACUUCUAAAGAAUCUUCACAGCCGAAAGAUUCUAAUAAGAAAAACAAAAAUGAAGCUAGCAAUAGAGCACCAGCAAAACCCAAAAGUUUGGAGCAAGCUUUUAAGAAUUUAACUGCUGAUGAUUUUGCCUCGCAUUUGGAGCAAUUGAAAAUUAUAUAUCCUGGUUCCAAAUUGGCCUGGUUAAAAGAGAUCGCCAACUAUUUGAAUACCAAUUUACCAUUUGAUUGUGAUCCUAUCUUUUCUGGCAAAUCCAUAACAUAUCCAAGCAAUUUAGCUUCACCCGCCUUUAAAGAAGCCCUACUCGAUUUUCUUUCAUCUGAGGGUGAAACAAAUCUUGAGUACUUCUUCCAUUAUACUCUAUUGGAGAGUAUGUGCACGGAAUUAAAUAAGAAUCUACCUGUUGUUGGGUACAAAUUCCUUCUGCAAUUAAUUGCUCAAAAUUGGCCACAAAUAUGUUCGAAUAAAAUGGCCAAUACAGCCAUGUUAAGGGAUUGCUAUCAAAAUCGCAGUAAUAUAUGUUUAAGUAUAUUAUGGGCUAUCGGUCAAGGUGGCUAUCAAAAUCUAAUGGAAGGUAUUAAAGUCUGGCAAAAUUUAAUGUUGCCAAAUUUAACUAUGAAAAGCUAUAGUCGUUUCAUUUGUGAGUAUAUUGAAAAAGUAUUAAAUUCGGCUAGUGAUCAACGUUUGAAUAUGAAUCAAAAUGAGUUUUUUGCCAGUUAUAAUGCUUUGAAAACCCAAUACCCUGGACUACCGCGCGAAUGUCAACAAGCCUUAACACGAAGCUCCUCUUUAUUUUUGCAAAAAUAUAUUGUUAAUACAACCAGUCAUGCUAAUCUCUUUGUAAAUUUAUUAAGAGACAAUGAAAUAAAUGGUUGUCUAUCGGCUUUAUUACACAAUGAUGACUGUUUUAAAGUUUGGAAAAUGAAUUAUAAGAAACAAAUAGUACCAACCAUGAAUUUAUUAGAAAAACUGGAAACUGAAAUAUUUGAUAGUGCCACAUCUUUGGCAAUGUCUCCAACAUUCCAUAAAUUUUUACAUGAAGCUGAAGUAUUAAAUGCUGAGUUAGAUGCUAGUAAAAGACGUGAUCCUAAUGUUGAUAGACUAAUAGAAUUGAUAAGGGUAAGUUUUUGAUUAUUUAAAUUUUUA
Lucilia cuprina (Australian sheep blowfly) is the source of this 1546-nucleotide messenger RNA. RefSeq names its product transmembrane protein 214. Bases 155 to 1531 code for a protein of 458 amino acids. The transcript has 7 exons. NCBI's taxonomy places the organism in Eukaryota, Metazoa, Arthropoda, Insecta, Diptera, Calliphoridae. The record is from RefSeq and is a predicted model, not a curated record. Gene Ontology annotation, cellular component: Golgi apparatus; endoplasmic reticulum.